Messenger RNA from Oncorhynchus gorbuscha (pink salmon), 4553 nucleotides. RefSeq names its product ras-related protein Rab-19-like. The coding region runs from base 187 to 924 and encodes 245 amino acids. NCBI's taxonomy places the organism in Eukaryota, Metazoa, Chordata, Actinopteri, Salmoniformes, Salmonidae. Gene Ontology annotation, cellular component: trans-Golgi network. Gene Ontology annotation, molecular function: GTP binding; GTPase activity. The record is from RefSeq and is a predicted model, not a curated record. The transcript has 5 exons.
UGCACAGCGCCACUCACACUCGCACACAUUGUUCUGUGUCCAGCUGUGCCUUGUGCCUCUGUGGGCUGAGAUGACGACAAACCAGUGUGUGGGUGGAGAGAGAAAUGAGAAAAAAAGAGGGGGUCUCUGACUUCCAGAACAGUAGACUCUUCAUCACUUCACUUUAUCUCCUCGCGAGGUCAAUGUAUGGCGCCUGAGACCCUGGACCUUACCCGGAAAACUACAAUUCCCAAGAUGCAGUGGUGCAGGUGGGCAGGCAACUGGAAAUCACACCUGCCAGGAAAGUCCUCUGGGCCGGAGCAGGACGACUCCUUCGACUUCCUCUUUAAGAUCAUCCUGGUGGGAGACUCGGACGUGGGGAAGACCUGCGUGGUCCAGAGCUUUAAGUCUGGUGUCUUCAUGGAGAAACAACAAAACACUAUCGGGGUGGACUUCACCGUACGCACCAUGGACAUUGAUGGCAGGAAGGUCAAGCUGCAGGUGUGGGACACGGCUGGACAGGAGCGUUUCCGCACAAUCACCCAGAGUUAUUACCGCAGUGCCCACGGCGCUAUAGUGGCCUAUGACAUCACACGGCGUCCAACUUUUGAAUCUGUGACACACUGGAUCCAGGAAGUGGAGCAGUACGGGGCUGCCAGCGUUGUUCUCAUCCUCAUUGGGAACAAGUCGGAUCUGCAGUCGGAGAGACAAGUGCUGUUUGAGGAUGCCUGUACUCUGGCUGAAGGGAAGGGUGCGCUGGCUGCUUUGGAAACCUCAGCCAAGGAGGCCCAGAAUGUGGAGGCAGCCUUCGUGCUAAUGGCCCGGGAGCUGAUGGUUAGAAACGGCCUGACCAUCACAGACGAACACUCACAGGCCUCCCCACACUUCCCAAACUCACAUCCUAUCCAUGGCUCCGAUUCCACGGACAGGAAAUCAUGUUGUUGAGAGGAUUGAUGGACAAGGUUGUUGUGCUGAUGGUCCUGAUAACUGUAUAAUUAACCUAGAGAUAAACUAUAAUUGUCUGGAAUCAACGUUGCCACAAAGCCUGCUAGUUUUAGACUGCCACAUUUAAAGGUGCUGUCAAGAAGCGUGUUGGGAUCGAGGCUAGGGGUUGGGGAUGUGUGCGUCUACUAUAUUGUGCGUUGGUGGGAAUGGAAUAGAUACAAGUACUGUAGUGAUGAUUGAGACUAUCACUGCCACUGAAAAGUCCCACUCCAACUGUAUUUUUUACUUUUCCCAUUGAAAAACAAUAUUUCAAGUAUGAAUACAGUACACACAUUUAGGGGUAAAAAUAAAUACAUGUUUUGAGCAAAAUAGUAAAAAAAAAAAAACAUUUUUAACACAAUUGCGAAAUUCAAGAGUUUGCCAAAACAAGGAGUUGGUCUGAUGGUGCACUCUGAUGUCAUCGGAUUUUCCCUUUGCUUGCAGGAACAAUAGAGGAUCACCUAUUUUGUUAAGUGAAUCAGGUCAAUCAAUUAAGUUCUAGGGAGGCUGGAGUGGGUCUUUAACUGUAGUUUUCAACUUGGCUGCCAGUCGUCACAUGCACCUGUCCUUAUCGUACUUAACCUACUACUUUUGUCUAAAACGUAACCAGUAUUUAAUAACCAAACGUGGUAAAAGUAUCCUCUGGCCACCUGUGGUCUAUUGUAUGUGUCAGAAUGACUGGUUUCAAUGAACACUCCUAUUGUUUGAUCUUUUACCUUUAAAAAAAAAAUUGUCCUCCAGUUUGUCAAAUUGCAUUGACAAUUCCACAGUCUCACACUUCUUUCCCUUCAAACAAUUGGCCAAAUUGUACAAAUGCUGACAUCCCCGCACAAAACAUUCAAUAACAAAUUCCAUUAAAAUAAUAAUCAUAAUUCAGAAAACAUGAUAAAAUAACUACAUCCCCCAGUAGCAUCCCGUCACAUACUAUUGGCUCUGUUAAGAUGCUCCAACCCUUAAUUGAACACAAGCGGAUAUGUAGGACCAGUUUAGUUAACGGUAAAUUGAACAACUUGCCUUGCAUCAGUUGUGGAGACCAUCAAUGAACAUUCCUUGACUUAAAUUAGUCACUUGCGUAAAGAAAUUACUCCGAUACUGUAAUAAUCCUGGAAGUCACUGACCUAUCAAACCCACCCCUAAGGCUGUUUCAAGUAAACUAAGAAUCAUUUUAGUUGCCAAAAACAUAAUCAUGAUUACCAUAACAGACAUAAUUACACUCUUUAGAACAGGACACGCAACAGAAAUGGAAAAGUUACGGAAAUCUCAAUGGCAGAACCGUAUGAUAUAUGUGCACGGACAUUGUAGACUUGUAUAAGACAAUACAAGAGUGAGGGGGUUAAGGAGGAAGCCUCCUUCAUAUGUUAACUUGUAUUUUAGACAUCUGUUGGUCACAGCGAGGUCUAUGUGGACUCUCAGGCUCUGUCCUAACCAAAGAGUAGCUGCUAGGCUAGGUUUACACAGGCAGCACAAUUCUGAUCUUUUACCCAAUUGUUGGCAAAACAUCUGAUCUGACUGGUCAAAAGAGCAAUUAUUGGGCAAACGAUCAGAAUUAGGCUGCCUGUGUAAAGGCAGCCUUUGAGACCCAGACCACGAGGGGCUGUUAACUAACUAGGCAGUGAAGUGAACAGUGUAUGGGCCAGGAAUAGACUUGACAGGACAGUAUUGUCCUCGCCCCUAGUACACCCCAGACACCCAUUCCAUUUUGUCACGGAUCAUUUUGUGGUUGUCCUCCAGGCUCUGGGGCUCCCCACCGAUCCGUUUGAGCUGCAUCUGAACCCUGCAGUGGCGUCAGGCCUGUAAGUAGUGGUUGUAGAGGUUGGCACCAUAAAUGUCUGCUAUAGGGUUGUCACUGUGAUGGAGAGACGGGAGGGAAGGAAGAGAGUUAAGUGGGCUUGAGUUAAAAUGUGAUAGCCUGGCUGACGUGACCCACGUGACCACACAGCAAAGAGCUGUGACCCACUUGGUCUGAACAAGAGUCCGUGUAAAAUUCAAUAUUUGCUCACAAUUUGAGCUAACAUUUCGAAUGGUUCUCAUAUGCACGGUAUUUCCUCGUCAAUUUCCUACUCCCCACUAGCGAGAUAAACAAGCCAAGCUGUGGGGAGAAAAACUCAGGGGUGAAAUAUUCUGAAAAGUAAUGGCCAAUUUAGGGACUGAAUUAAGAUAGGCGCAACUUGAAGCAUUUCAAGCCUUUGUGUGAGGGGAGGAUAUAUUGAUGGUCUUGCCAAUUGCAUUUGGGGAAAAGCCUAAUUUAACCAGCUAGCGAGUUCUAGUCUUCAAGAAGCUAGGAAAACAGCUUCCAAUUCUGACAGUCGUGUCCACGCUAAAGGCUGUGGUGGACGGACUAAUCCACGAAGCAACAGCCCUGGCUCAGAUCGGUGGUUGUGAAGCAAGACAAGAACGUUAUAUUGGAGGGUGCAUGCGACCUUGUCUUCGGAAGUCCGGAGAGCUGGUUGGAGAAAACCAGGAAAGAUGUUUUGGCCUCAUUCCUUUACAGAUCCAAAAUCGUCCGAGUUAUUGCGGAUGAAGUCCACAUGGCCUACAAAUGGUAUGUACAAUGAUCUAGAACUGUUCAGCAAGACUACUCAUCUUGUUGGCUGAGGAAAAGUAAAUGUGGACAGUUCUUCUAACAUCUUCAAUAUGCACCUCGGACUUCGACAAGAAGGACACGCACAGUUGCGUCCCAGAUGUGUCUGUCUUCACUCUUAGCCUACUUCAGAGCUGAGAUGCCUGUGAGAAGGACCCGAUCACAUGAAGGGCAUUGGCUAAAAAUAAUGUAGGUAUCUGAGAGCCAUGUGAGUGUGAGGUGCUUCAGAGCACGGUGAUUGCCAGCCUGGAGAAGGGAAUUAUAUGAAUUAUAUUCAGUCCAAGGACACAAUGGCCACUUUGGCCACAAAAGGCAUGGAUUUUUUAGGGGACAUUAUGGCCACACAAGGAGGAUGCUGCCGGGACAUUAGAGGCCUAGUGAGAAUAUUAUCAAGUGCUUGUCAAAUUGUGAAUGAGAGACUGAUGUAGUGUGUGCAUCCUGCGCAAGAUACAAAGCUGAGCUCAUGACUUUCAUGCAACUUUUUUCAAAUCAUAAUUAGUCGCAUAAUUCAGCCUUAGAAUGUUUUAAAAAUCAAAACAUUUCUUGUGAAGGUGUAGCUUAUAUUAAAUGGAUUUUUGAAAUGCAGACAUUCCAAAGGUCUGCAUCAGUGGCUUGUAGGCUAUGCGUGGAAGCCAAGAGAGGCGAAAUUUUUUUAUGUUAAUUAACGAUCAAUUACCGUGAGACCAGCAGAUAUUUGCUUGACAAUCACCGGAUGACAAAAUGACAUGACAGCCCCAGUCUCAAGUUGGAAAAACUCCCAGCUCACAGAGUGCGCAUUGGUCCUCCUCUUCUUCCACCUACGACGAACGUUACACAGCUAUCCAGAAUCAGAACCAGUCAUGCUGCUCUGAGGCUGAAAGAUAAUUGUUCCACUGCACCUGGGUACAGAGAGGUUCAAAAGAUACCUUCACUCUACAUCUUCACCGGGUUUAAACCUUCACAUUUCACAAAGUCAUUCCACAUUUGCUUCAUGCCUUAUCUCACCCUCUAAAAUAAAGUGAAUUUUGUA